Molecule: messenger RNA, 2032 nt
Organism: Xenopus laevis (African clawed frog)
Lineage: Eukaryota; Metazoa; Chordata; Amphibia; Anura; Pipidae
Gene: nfkbid.S
Product: NF-kappa-B inhibitor delta
Exons: 12
Coding region: 1-1554 (517 amino acids)
Source: RefSeq, a predicted model, not a curated record
AUGCCUCUCCUCCACAUUAUCUUUCCCACGUCCUUCAUCCUUGUGGUAUCCACAGCAGUACUAGCAUCUCAGCCGCACUUUGAUACUUCUGCAGUGCGUGUCCAACUUCCUCCUUUUGAUCUGUCUGAUGAUGUGAUGCUCUACUUGUUUCCACAGAUCUUUGGAGAUAACAUUGGGUCAGAACACGUCAAGGUUCCUUCACAAGCACCAGCUGAAAAUUGCCGACCCUACUUUACCACGCCUCAAACUGUGAAAAAACUGCUGGAGCAAAAGCGCCAACAGAAGAGUGCCCAAGCAUCUGCAUCUUGUGUGGAAUAUAAUCAGGAAGUAGAUGCCGCCGGCUCCUUUGCCCAGCACUCCCCACAAGAUAAUGAAGACCUCUUGUUCCCAAGGCAUGGCACCCACUACAACUAUCCCGUCCUGGAAGACCUGUAUCCCUCAGGAUCUGGGACCUUGUAUGGUCAGGAGAGAAGAUAUGAAGGAGGAAGAAGGGACAUUCCAAGUGUUGACCCAGAGAUGGAGGUUUCCUUCUCAUCCAGCACCUACGUGGCUCCUUUUUCCCAUGAUGCCUCCUGGUCUGGACACUCUCAGGCCUCCUACCCUGGGGCUGACCCUUUUCUGAGGGUACCGGGGGGGGCUGUUGUUCCGGACAUGGUGCCACUGGACUUGGAAGAUGCCAGAGUGGAGAUUCAGAACCUGAGCCCAGAUCAACUCCUGAUCCGCGAUGAGGACGGAGACACGAUCCUGCACCUGUAUGUGGCGAGGGGGCUGCGCAGUUGGUCCUAUGCAGUGGCUGAGCGAUACUUACAGUACGGCCAGUUGGACACCAGGGAGCAUAAUGGCAAGUCUCCCCUUCUAGUGGCUGCAGCAGCCAAUCAGCCGGAGAUCGUGUACGACUUGAUCACACUGGGGGCCGACGUGAACGCUUCUGAUUGUAAGGGCCAGACUGUUCUGCAUGUGGCUGCCACAUAUGGAUUCUCUGAUGUACUGAGGGUCCUUGUCUCUCUCCAGCGGCAGCAAAAUUUUGACGUGGAGGUCAGAAACUAUGAUGGCCUGACUCCCCUACAUUGUGCAGUAAUCAGCCUGAAUUCUGUCUAUAAUAGCAAAAGACUUCAGCCCACCCAGGAGAACCAACAACAGGAGAGGGAGAGAAUGACCUGUGUUCAACUCCUGUUGCAGCUCGGAGCCAGUUGUGCCAGUCAGGACAUCAAGAGCAGCAAGACAGUUCUCCAUCUGGCAGUGCAAGCUGGGAACAUCCCCCUGGUCAAGUUUCUCCUGAAUUUGCCCCACACUGACCUACCAGCUCUCAUCAACCUGAAGGCUCAUGGAAACACAGCUCUCCAUAUGGCAGCUGCUCUUCCUCCUCACCAAUCUGCCGAGUACCUGAUUCAGCUGCUGCUUUCCUUGGGGGGAGAUCCAAGCAUGCGUAACCUGGAGAACGAGCAGCCCGUCCACCUGGUUCCACCUGGGGAGCUCUCUGACCAGAUAAAGCUCUUGCUGAAGCGCCGCCGCAUUACAUCAUCAACACGCCACCAGUCAUCUUCUUCCUUAUAGGAACCACCAAGAUAAGGACCACUUUACCCGUCGUUGAGACCUUUCCAUUCACAGAAGGAGCCUGUAUUUCUUUGGUUAAAACACACGGCCCACGUAGGUAGAGCCAGAAAGGUUCUGCCGAAGAAUUGGUCCACUUCUAUUUUUCCAUAAUCUCCUGGUUUCUAUGAAACUGCCAUCCAUUUCUAAUAUUGAACAAACUCUCAUUUCUGCAUACCUCUCAACUGUCCCAUUUUUUAGUGAAUAUUCUUAUUCGAAAACCCCUCAGGGUGGGAUUUACUGGCAAGAGGGGAGGCUAUGGUGCUAACGGUAGGUGUGGCUAACUGGUAGAGUCAGAUUAUAUCGAUUUAUUGGUUAAUUGGUGAAUAUAAGACACACGGGCUCUUUUUGAUAGACAAUCAGAUUAGCAAAAAAACUUGGAUUUUAAAUUGGACACAAAUUUUUAAAUUUUAAAUAUUUAAAUUUUUAAUUUAAAAUGUCA